CUAUAAAAGAGGACGGGUGCACGGUUUGAAGCAUUAGAUCGCAACGGCACGUUGGCGAAGAUCACCCGCUAGAAACUCCAGCGAGGACGCUUGUCAGCAUGAAGGCUCUGUCGGUUGCAUGUACUUUCGGUCUGGUGGUUUCCGCCUUUGGUGGCGCACUAACCACCAAUUUCGGCGUUAACGACGGCUUUGGUGGUUACCAGUCGUACCACGCACCGGUGUCUCAAGUGAACACUAUUUCUGCACCGGGCUUCGUGAAAACCAUUGCUUCACCCGCUUUGAGCACUAGCUAUACGAAAGUCUCCACCGCCCCGGCAGCAGCCACGAUUGCGUAUGCUGCGCCGGCCGCCGUACAAAAAACAAUCUCGUACAACACCCCAGGUUCAGUCGUUACCUACUCUGCGCCUAGCGUCCAAAAAACGAUCUCGUACGGCGCACCGAUUGUGCAGAAGUCUAUUUAUGCCGCCCCUGCCCCAGUUAUCUCGUAUGCCGCGCCUGCUGUACAGAAAACCAUCUCGUACACAGCUCCCGCGGCGACUAUCGCCUACGCCGCCCCUGCGUCGACUCUAACGUAUACCGCGGCUCCCGCCACGACGAUCUCCUAUGCUGCUGCUCCUGCCGUUCAGAAGACCAUCUCGUACGCCGCCCCUACAGUUCAAAAAACCAUCUCGUAUGCAGCUCCCGCAGCGACGAUCUCCUAUGCCGCCCCAGCUGUCCAGAAAACGAUCGCCUACGCUGCGCCGGCUGUCCAGUACCAGCUCAGCAACCCCGGCUUCACGAAGACAAUCCAGACUCCUUACUACUCGACUGUGGCCUCAAGCCAGGCUCUCCCCCAAGCCCAGAAGCAGAUUGACAUUGCUCAUCACUUUUAGAAGAGCUAAUGUAUAGUGUAUCAGAUGAAACCAAUGGCUAUCUAGCAUCACUGGCGUGAGAAGUUUCGAUAGGGUCGUACAGAGGCACUGAUGACAGAUGAGAACAUGCGUGAACACAUGAGCCCGCUGAAGGGCCAACAGGUGGAGAUAACUAACUUAUGGAAACUUUAUUUGAGGAGUGUGAGUAAAUUAUGUGUAUUUAAAUUUGUAAAUGAAAAAAUAAAAGCAAAAAAAAAACAGGCAUCUUGAAGCAAGAUA
This is a messenger RNA of Varroa destructor (honeybee mite), 1130 nucleotides long. RefSeq lists its product as uncharacterized. The record is from RefSeq and is a predicted model, not a curated record. Lineage: Eukaryota; Metazoa; Arthropoda; Arachnida; Mesostigmata; Varroidae. Gene Ontology annotation, molecular function: transcription coactivator activity. Gene Ontology annotation, cellular component: RNA polymerase II transcription regulator complex. Gene Ontology annotation, biological process: positive regulation of transcription by RNA polymerase II.